This is a messenger RNA of Trichoderma harzianum CBS 226.95, 368 nucleotides long. RefSeq lists its product as hypothetical. NCBI's taxonomy places the organism in Eukaryota, Fungi, Ascomycota, Sordariomycetes, Hypocreales, Hypocreaceae. Bases 84 to 329 code for a protein of 81 amino acids. The transcript has a single exon. The record is from RefSeq and is a predicted model, not a curated record.
CCACAAUCAGGGAUAUAAACACAGCCGCUAGACCGUAUAGGUAGUAAGAUAUUGUGAGAAACGGCCUCUGUGAGAAUAUCGUAAUGACAAUCAAGCUACGAAAUCUGACACCAAUAUCCUUAGGAAUGUCUUUAUGGCGUUCUUUCCGGUCCUUGAGCUCCUCAAUGUUGGUCACAGUUGGCUUUGCCCACUAUAAUCUGGAUGAUAUGAGCAUUGAUGAACGGAGCGGAGAGGAUGUAUAUUGCAUCCCUAAACGUUGCAAAGAACUGGCACAAGAAGAGAACUGCCACUUUUGUAAUUCUGGCGCAGCAAUUGACUUCUCGACUUGAUUAGGACGAUAGCAUCUAUCGAGGUUGAAAGCAACUCUC